Molecule: messenger RNA, 2934 nt
Organism: Mizuhopecten yessoensis (Yesso scallop)
Lineage: Eukaryota; Metazoa; Mollusca; Bivalvia; Pectinida; Pectinidae
Exons: 2
Coding region: 393-2324 (643 amino acids)
Source: RefSeq, a predicted model, not a curated record
ACAACGUCGAUAUGAGAUAGCGAAUUACCGGUCCGAUCCCCAGGUAGGAGAUAUAAACGAAAACUCCAUUGGCCAGGUAGAAAGAAUGUCUAUUCCGUCAUUGACUUGUUGAAAAUAUCAUGUGAACGACGAUAUGCUGUGUCUACAAACAGAAGGUUGUGUACACCUGGGCUACCUGAGCAGGGACAGGUGAGGUAGCCGUACGUAUACGUCGAACACAUUCUUGUUCACCUGUUAAACCCAAGUACCUGUGUCGUGUACCUGCCCGAAGGACGUAUAUUAACACCAACGGUUGAGGAUGUAAUAUGUAUUUAUUAUAUUAACACACAGAAGCGACAGUACAGCUAACGGCACUGCCCCGCGAGCGACUGUGGAGAAAUCCAUUCUUCACCAUGGACGGCGAGUGUUCAGUCGAAUACCUCGGCUGCUCAACCCUUUCAAAAGCAACAACUUCCGGUCUGGGGUCAAUCCAAAAACCGCUCCGGGAGAAGUAUAUAGAAUUCCGGAAACCUUCCAAACAUAAGAAGCUCAGCCAGGAAGCUGUGUUACGAAUAAAUCGUGAUGGGCUGAUAGUGUUGUUCCCGGGCGCACCCCCGGGUCAAGCUAACCAGAUGUUUUAUGAUUUUCCCUCCAUAAAUCUUUUCGAAGCCGUUCGUUUUAUGGCCAGGAAAGGUCCGGACAAAAAAAUGGGAGCCGGAUUUGUGCCGAUCGAACAAAAUCGAAAUUUGAACAACGGUGCAGAAAAUCUGUUUUCCCACCUGGAAAAGAAAAACCACAAUUUGUUGAAAAUGGACCAUCCUGCCAUGCUCGCCUGCGUCAUGAGGCGAACCUCCGGGGUGCGCGCGCUCGAGUGUCAUUGCUUUAUUGCAGACAGCGAUAGUCAGGCGAUCAGACUUGUUUCAAUGUUACGGGGGCAGAAUCACAUGGGUUUUGAACGCGAACCCCCGUUCCCGAAUCGCUACGGUGAAUAUUCUGGGCCUAGUCCUGGUGGUCACCAUCCUGACAUUUUACGUAACAGUUAUGGCGAAUAUAGCGCAUACCGGAAUGAACCUCAAAUGGGACCCGGACCGGAACCGGGCAGACAUCAUCCGGACAUGUACUAUCCCGACAGUAGACGAUCGGACGGAUGGGAGGAACCUGUCCGUCGUGUUAGCGACGAACCCCCAGUGGAGGAUAGAUACCUGGGAGAUCCUCGGCCGCUCUAUGGCGUACCACCACAGUCACGUGACAUGGGGCCAGCGCCUCACGACAUGGGUCCUCCCGCUCUAAAUAGACAUUCGGGCGAGGGCAGACAUUUCCUGCACGAGCGCCAGUCUUCAGGUGACAGUGGUUCGCGUGGCUAUCAUGAACCCCAUAGGGCGGACAGCAAUGGUUUUAUACACGAGAGACAGAGAUCUGGAGAAUUCGUCCGAGGUGAUAGACACUCCGAUCAUGGGCAAGGGGAGCGGUUCUCCCGGCCUCAGACACGUGACGAGGGUCGUGCCGGACGAGUUAUGUCCCCUGGCAGAUACAGGGAACCACCGUCAACUGCCCCCAAACCGUCCCGCGCACUGUCGCCUGGGCCACGCACACAAAGAUCGCCCCCAUCUUCCAGACAUCAGGGGUUACCAAGACAACCAUUUGACACCCCUCCAUCGCCCGUGACCAGAUCGUGGAAUGAACCAGUGUACUCUGCCUCGAAUCUCGAAAGUCGACAGCUUGAGGAGAAACAAGCUGCCAAAGUGAAACCCGUUGCUAAAGUCCCUCCUAACCACUUGCUGGGAGUGAAGGUUUUACCUACCGGCCUUAUGGCAGCUCUUCCCAAAAAGGUGGAGGCGGAACCUUCACGCUAUGAUGGCGAUGAAGAGGACCCGUACGAUAAUGCAAUGUCAAGAGAACAGUUUUACGGUAAUAAACAGGACUUCAAAUCAGACACAGAUAAGCGGGACUACAGGCGUAGUGAUGAAUUUCUAAAGCCAGGUCCCGGCGGUUACGCGCCUCCGGAUAUAGUUCCGCAUCACGAUCGAGACCAACGGUAUGGCACCGACUACGGCGAAAUGUACCGCAAGCCUAAUUCAAAUAAUUCUUCUCAAUAUAAUAAACAUAGUGGAGGCAACACGGAUAAAGCCUGGUCGUUUGAAAGUGAAUUUCAAAAGUAUACAAAGUAUGCAAGUGACGAUGAUAAUAGUGAUAGGGGAUCGCAAGGAUAUUCAAGCCAUGGCUCCAAAGGGGGAGGCAACGAAUUAUCGGAAAUGUUGCACAAGAUGAAUGUCCAGAGAGGCUCUAGCGAAAGGGCAAAAACAUCCGACACAAACUUCGAAGAGCAGCUGGGUUACUUACCGUAGUGAUCAACGCACAAUGUCAUUUAGAUGCAACAAUUCGGUCACAGUGUGUGAAUUUGUGACUCAUUGACAACAGAUAUGGCCACGGUGUGUGAUUUAGUGGUCCGUGACCGUUUUCGGUUAGGUACCUCGGCUAGUCUCGUUCAACCAGACUCUUGAUCACUUGUUCGGCGUAGCUUGCUCAGGCAACAAGAGUCUGGUUGAACGAGACUAUACCUCGGCAUGAAAAACGGCCACAGUGUAGAGUUUAGCUAACAUUGACAACAGAAUCGGUCACGGUGUGUGAUUCAGUUACCUCGACAUCAAAUAAGGUGACAGUGUGGAGUUAAGUUACCCCUGACAACAGAUAUGGUCACAGUGUGAAAUUUUGUUACGGAUGACAACAAUUACUGUCACGGUGGAUGAUUUAGUGUUUCCUUUAACAAAAGAUACCUGUAAGUCACAGUGACAACAAACGCGGUCACGCUGCGUGAUUUAGCUACCCCUACAACAAACUCCGUAUGUAAUUUGUGUUACUCAUGGCCUCAAAUACGACCGGGUUGUUAACCCAGUUGUCGACAAGUUUGCUGUUUACAAUUUCAUUUAUUUUUGCAAUAUAUAUUAUAAAUCUACC